CGCCGCGAGCCUGCAAGCGUGCUCUCCGGGGAAGACGACGUUCUGCUGCACGCGAGAGGGGACCGAGGAACCGCCGCGCAGGGAGCCCGGGAGGAAGCCACGACGGCGGCCGACCGAGGCCCUCGCCGUGGGAAGCGACUGGAGGGCCAUGGAUAGCGGCGGCGGCUACCCCGUCGAUCCGGCCCAGCAGCAGCUGCAGGUGCCGGGCGCCGCCGUGGCGCCAGCCACCACCGUACCACCGCCGGUGGUGGUGCCUCCGCCACCCGUGGUGGUGGUGUCGGCGGCCAGCGGGAAGCCGCCGGCUCCCGCGCCGCCCGUCAUGAUGGCACCGGCACCGCCGCCGCCGCCCGUGGUGCCCGUCCACCACCCGGCCAUGGGACCGCACCUGGUGCAGGACCAGGCGCGAUAUUCGAACCCGCCGGGACACCGCUGGAUGUCGCAGACCACGUCGGCCGCCACCGUGUCGGAAGGGCUGGACAUCUGUGCCUACAUACUCACAACAAUCUCGAUACUCAUCAUCAUCGCCACGUUUCCUGUAUCACUCAUUUUUUGUAUCAAGGUAGUUCAAGAAUACGAGCGAGCAGUAAUCUUCCGCCUCGGUCGAUUGCUUCGCGGAGGAGCCAAAGGCCCAGGUAUCUUUUUCAUCAUACCCUGUAUCGACACCUACUGCAAGGUGGACUUGAGGACAGUAUCAUUCGAUGUUCCUCCACAGGAGGGCCAGGCAGACGCCUUCCGGUCGGAGGCGACUCCGGCGUACCUGUCCGCCUACGUGCCGAGCAAGACGAAGCCCCCGCCGCCGCUCGCGGAGGACGUGUUCUACGGGACGCCGCCGCUCAAAUACACCUACGCUUGGAUUCUAUCCAAGGACUCGGUGACAGUGGCGGUGGAUGCCGUGGUGUACUACCGCAUCAGUAACGCCACCAUUGCCGUUUCCAACGUGGAGGACUACGGACAUUCGACCCGACUCCUUGCUGCGACCACGCUCCGGAACGUGCUCGGCACCAAGAACCUCUCGGAGAUCCUCUCCGAGAGGGAGUCCAUUUCUCACGUUAUGCAGGCAAGCUUAGACGAAGCUACUGACCCCUGGGGUGUGAAAGUGGAAAGAGUUGAAAUAAAAGACGUACGACUGCCAGUGCAACUACAGAGAGCUAUGGCCGCUGAAGCAGAAGCAGCACGGGAAGCUCGAGCCAAAGUUAUUGCGGCCGAGGGAGAACAGCGAGCCUCACGGUCCCUGAAAGAAGCCGCCGAGGUGAUAGCGGACACGCCGUCAGCUCUCCAGCUGCGGUACCUACAGACUUUGGCCUCCAUCGCAGCGGAGAAGAAUUCCACCAUCGUGUUCCCCAUCCCCAUGGAGCUCUUUUCGGGCUUCAUCAGCAGCGCGAGCAGUCACGGCAGCGGAGGUGGUGGCGGAGGGGGUGACGUCAAGAAAGACGUCGAGGCUUCCGCGUAGCAGAGGGCCCGCCAGUCCCGUUCCAACAGCCUGUUCUGGUACGGGACGGGCCAGAGGCGGCUCUCGCUUAUCCUGCCUCCACAGCUGCGCCUGGGCGUACCCGGAAAAUAAGAUCGUGUCCGGGUCCGUAGCCUCGUGCCCGUAGUGCGUGCAACAUCGUGGCUGAACGACACAGGAGAGGUCGAAAGAGCCGUUGAGCAGGGGCGGCAUACGUCCCACCUUCACUUCAGGGGGAAACGGUGUGUGAACUGCGUUAGGGGCAGGAAGAGAGCAGUCCGGGCUCUUCUACCUGCACUGCCGCCCCCGCGAUAGGAAAGCGCCUCUUUCUCUCCCUGCAAAAGAGUGUGUGUAGCGUCCUUUGAAGCGUCCUGGAAAGAAAAAGAUGUCUUUUGUUUAUUUUACCGUGACGUGUGAAGACAGGUUAGUAGUUGAUAUGGUUGCUAUGGCCGCGUCUCUUGCGAGCUGUGCGUGCAGAAAGGCCCGACGUGUAGGCACUGCCGGCCUUUCUGCGUGAACACGUUUUUCGCUGUGUGAUCAUCUCGUUCGUUGUGAUCGUGCGGUCAAGCUCCGGUGCUGCACUGAAUGCUUCCGAAAAGCAGCCCAAUGUUCUACAUGUUGGGUGAUGCCGGCCUUCGUGUUACCCCAGCCAUACUAGUGACUCACAAUAACGUGCACAAUGUGGAGUUUGCUGACGUACGCCAUAGCUGAAAGUUAUCACUGUAUAAACUAGUUCACACAUUUAUUUUUCCUGCAGCUUGGCACCUUAGGUCGUCCUUUGGAUGUGCACACCCCGAAUACCCAUGGUUCCAAAUGGGCACUCGUUGGGUACACUUCCAUAGCUGCUGUUCUUUGAGAGAAUUGAGGGCGCUUCGAAGGACGGACAGUUAUGAAACCUAUCCGUUUCUUACAAGUGUCCACUGACGGCACUUAAGACCCACUUGCGAGGCGGGAGGAUGCAAGGACGUAGAACCUUACGGCGACGUAGCUUGCUGUGAACCCGUCUUAAUGGGUGAGUCGUCUCCACACUCUGAAGAAGCCACACACGCCAACAAAGGCAGAAUCCACGAUGAGGCACAGGCCAAACACAGGACAGCGGUACGCGUAACACAGAGGCGAACAGAGCAGGCACAUGAACACUCUGAGACCAACGCUAAGCAGGAAUGGACAUGCGUCCACUGCAAGGCAGGUUACGUCGGUAAUAAAACCGAGGUAAAAAUAAUUAUAUAUAUCUAUAUAUUGUACGUUUGGUGAGUUGAGCACGCAAUUCUAGCAGUAUUGCCUUACUUCAUUUACGAAUUGAUUUAAUUUACGAUGUGUCGCUUAACGUGCUCCAUUUGGCUCAGAAGGUGAAGGAAACAACUGAAGGCGUACUGCUUCACAAUAUACUUUUCAGAGACGUGAGUUUCUGAUAAGCUUAGGUUACACCUUGUUGCACGAUAUGUUUGUUGUGAACGUCUUCUAUUUAUUUGUCUACAGCAAGGCGCACUUUCAAUAGGCAUAUCGAAAAGUAGGUACCCUGUAAUGGGCCACCUAAAUGCGAGGCUACCUAAAGCGUUACCAAACUUCACCGUGGCAACGUAUUCAGCCAGAAAUUCAAGUCUGCUGCUUUAGACAAAGCAUUCAUUAGUGCAUUUAAUUAACGGCAUGCUUGAGCGACUACAGUGACGCUACGAGAUUGUCAAACUUGCUUUAUUAGCUAAAUAAUGCAAAAUACGAUCGUGCGCCGUGCCUGCGUGUGCGCCUGGAAUUGCGUACGACGCAGGCAUGUUGUCUUUUCUCAAUGUGAAGCGACAUUACUUUUGUUGGAAGAAAACAAGGGCAAAAUAUGUACUCCAAACGCAUAAUUCAUAACUGGUUGUGAGAAAGUGGCGACGAGAAACGUGUUGCUUUCACGCAAGCAUCUUUCGCUUCCUGUGCCCAGCAUUUUGUUUUCCCGACAAACAUUUUCGAAGGGAAAACGCGAGAGCAGCGCGUGCACCCCGCAAAGUCCAGCCAUUUACUUUGGUGUGGCGUUGUUAAUUCAAUGUCUCCUGAACGUUCGUUAACAUAAUCACUGCCUCUUUGAAACUUUUACCUUCCAUAAGACAAUGAGUCGAAUGUACACUGCAGAAAAAGAGAAAGCGAAGGUGUUUCUUAAAUUUUUCUUGUAAUGGCUAGCUUUAUUUGUACCUGUCGGAUAAGCGGAUCCUUGGCAGUCCGAUUGACAAACCCUGUAAACCUCGCGGCGCUUCUUGCGAUUGCCUACCGCGAAUGGUCAGUUAUUCCCUCUGAGGAGCAUCUCUGCUAUGCCAUCCUGCAGCAACUGGGCCACACGUUAUUCCGACGUGUUUUCGUUAUUUUACCUUCGAAUACAAUGUAACUUUUCUGUCCACGCAAGCGGGCUGAACGUUAUUGGAGCUUUAAGGCAGAAGAAAAUGAAAAAAGAAGCACUUCACAAGUGCUCUUAAUUAGAGAGUGGAUCGCCCGAAAGAACCGGGUCACCUUGACUAAUUCUUCUAGUAAGGUCAGUUGCGUGGUAUUCGUUUUCUAUCACAAGUUCAUAGCGGGUAAUUGUCGUUCCAGUAUCCCGGAACCCUUGCUCACGCCAAGGCUUCGUAUUGCGUUACAUUGCGAAUCUGUAGGGUAGUGUCUCAUCUUCUAGGCUUGUCUAGGUAGAUUCUCUAAACGCGCGAGAGAAAAGCUAACCAGUGCAUUCAAGUGCUCUCCCCAGAAAAAGAUAGUCAUGUGUCUAUUAACUUAAUAUAGCAUACAAGACAGUGCAGAAGAGCGCACCCUCCUUUUAAGCAGCAAUAACGAAUCAUCUAUCUCUGCGUACAUGGCGGCAUAUUCUGUUGAAGUUCAUAAAAAUUCAAACCAGUCACGUCGGUCGUGCAACCAAUGGGAACAUAUAUAUCGGCGCCUUAUAUAUACUAAGCUGCGACUCUCUCUCUGUUUUUUUAUUCUAUUAUUUUGAUGUUCUCAUUGCCCAGAUGGUGACCCGUGAACACUGCGCGAAGCGGUACAAUUUUGUCGGCAAACAGAGCUCUUCGCGACGUGGCGCCGCGUGUAAGUUGCGAAACGAUGGAAAGUGAAUCGGGAACAUCUCUUAUUUCACCAUUACGACAAAAUGUGCUCCGCACUAUCGAGCACUAGCAUAAAUGCUACGAUCUUUCGUGGUUAUUUUUUAAUUUUUUUUCUUCGAGGUGUAGUUACACUUCUAAGGAUUACACCACUCCUCAUAACUCCUCACUUGACCGAUAAGAUUAUAAUAAUAAGACAGACUGGCUUGUAACGAUUUUAUCGCGCUGUCUGACACCGAUGCGUGAAGGUCCUCAACAGCAUAUAUUUCGGUUCGUUCUUCACAUGAUGUUUCAUCCACGUACGAGGCAAUUCGAACGUCUGGAGCGCUUUACGUUUUGAAUCGUGUCAGGCCCUUUCUUAUACAGACUUCGCCAUUCAACCGCUCUCGACUUUGCGGGCAAACGCGCCUGAAGCCUAAUUGCCUUCGUCGAGGAACCCAAAAAGAACCACGCGACAUCAAGGUUGAUGUGCACCUCGAUAUGAGCGAGAAAUGACGAGGCACUCGUAACCAAACCUGCGAAGGCACAUUUCCGUAGCGCGGGCAACCUUUCUCCUCGCGGCACAUUACGUUCUGCUGCACUAGACUCCAGUAACUCGCACUAUACCACUUUCGUCCAUCCAAUUUCUCGUUAUCUCUUGUAUCAUAUAGGCUUUGUGAAGAGAGAUGCACCUCCAUAGUGACGCAGAGUUAAGCAUCAUAGAUAUAACUACGACAUUCAUAUGACAUACUAUAACUACGGUAUAUAAAUAUAUAUAAUAUAAAUAAUUGAGUGUUCUCUGCUGGGAAAAUAAAAGAGUGUGAAAUUACCGGCUCCGUCUAGAGGUAGCAAGGGAGUAGCCUAUGUUUCAGUUCAAACACGACACAGCUUUUUCUUUUUUUUUGGGGGGGGGGCUGUUAGGAAAAAAAAAAAGGUGGGCUUGCGUUUGUGUUGAUUAACUAUGGAGUAAUUUCGGGACGCUUAACUACGAUUUUGAGUGUACAUAUACCCUGCGCUUGAGAUGUACAUAAUGGUUCAAGAGAAGCAGACAUUCACUCCUGUUGCGCUUUUUUGCUCAUGUUCUUUGUUUUUUUAUUUUUUUCCUGUCCACACAACUCCUGUGUGCAUGUGAAUACGAGGAAGCUUAUACAGCGAGCGUAGCGGCUUGAAACCCGUUAUUUACUGAUUACUUCUUGGCAGCCACCCCUACAUUGAGGUUGCUUAGCGCACAUGUACUAUACAGUCCUGUUACCAUGUAUUCUAGUUCAAUAAGAGGAAUGCUCUAUGUUGUAAAUACAUAUAUAUUUCAACCGUUUCCGAUAAUAAGAGUUAUGCGGUAUGAAACAUACAAAACGCAAAAGCUCAAUGUGAUGCGACACUGUUGUGUGAUUGUGCUUGUUAACGUUUCGCUCCUGCGUCAUUUGUUACGUCUUUGUUGCGUUCUGUUGCACUUUCUAUAUUUUUUUUCUGUCGCUGAUAGGCUUCACUAGGCUGGUGCACGGCGUUGUUUGAUGGCCUCUUCGUAAUCUCAAGCUUGCCUGCAACCUCAGUGCUUCUUCUACCGAAGUAGGCGGAAAUCCCUUGGUUCAACACAGCGCCGCAAUUGUGAAGGAUGUGGUGCAAAAAAAAAAAGUUACACGAAAUCAUAAUCCGGCCAACUUUCAAGAGGAAGGCUGUUGUUCUUAUUUGGAGUGACUAAAAAAUAAAGAGAUACAUGCACGUACUCGCUAUAGUUUGCGACUUGUUUGGUUUUUUGCGAUUGUCUGGUAUUGCAUACAUUAGUGGUGCAGGUCUAGGCAUCUCUCCUUUAUGCCUCUCUCACUUUCUGUCUGGUAUUACAAUGCCUUACGUCAGCGCUAUUUUUUUGCGUGCCUGUGUGUCCGCGCGCGUGCGCAGAACUGCUUUAAGGUCCGCUUACUGACCGAUGUAUUGUGGUUUCUUACUAAAGAGUACCCCUACUUAAGAUAAAUCCAAGAAAAUUUCUAUUCCUUAAAUACCCUUUGAACAUCAAUGCAUUUUCCUAUUUGUCUUGAUCAUUCUGAGCGAGUGCCAUCAAACAUCGCAAGAGAACGCACAUAAUACGCAAAACUAAGUGCAAUAUAUAUGUCGCACAAACUAGUUUUCCGUGUUGCAGUACUAAAUUGUUCCAUUAUCCUCAAGAAAACGACAAGUUCAGCCUUCUCAAAUCUAUCGUUACAAUUAGUAGAUACAGCGUCAUUAACCAUGUCGCUAAACCCACAUCGCUCUACAGCGAUCCUUGACAGUGAACGAUUAACUCGAUCGCUGUUUAUUUUUAGCCCUGUAAAAAAAGUUUCCGCGGUGUUAAAUUGAAGCUUUGCAACCAUCGUCCUGCAAAGCCGAAAAAAAGUCCAUGUGGAUAUUCGAUUUAUUUCCAAUGAGAAGUCACAUACGACGUAUACCGUAGAUGGCAGUAGCAAUCAUUUCGUGCUGUCUUAAGACGCCACGCGUUCCGCUUAGGUUAGUAAGCACGAGAAGUUUGACGUUUUGGGACGAAUUAUCAUGUUUUGUUGGCGAAGCAGCUGACACCUGAUCACACUCUUGAGUACUUUCAAGAUUCACCUCAUCUGUAGAAGGCAAAUGCUUGUGCAGAAGGCUUUUAUUUCCUAGAAGAAAGGUGCCCUCAUCACGCAGAUUUUUUAUCGUAAUAGAUAAUUUUCUUUGAAAGCUUACCUAACUAAAGCAGCUGGGGAAUUGAGCGAUAACUCACGCGCCAAUAUCAGUUCCAGAAAAAAAUCCAAGGUGGUGACAUGCGUCAGUAAGCUUGCAUAAUAUCAACGAGGGCUGAUUCUUGCCAAUUCGCUCUAAUCAUAACUUACAGCUCAAGUCAUGCCCCGUAGGUGGCUCGAGGCUAGUACGAGUGACAAGGUAUAUUAAGGAUGAUGUCACAAACUAGCAGGGUGCUAUCCCUCCUUUUCCCUCCCUCCCUCCCUCCCUCCCUCCCUCCCUCCCUCCCUCCCUCCUUCUCUCAUUUUGUUCUGUCUCAUUUUCUGACAUAUCGCCACUUGCGCUCAAACUAAUCUAGUCAAAACUAAUAAUUGGCAACGUCCUUGGCUUUACGUGAGGGUUUGGGUGGCAAAACUACCUUCGAUUUCAGUGGCUGCAAGAUGCAUUCGUCUCCAUACAAAAAUGGCGCUGGUAAUGUUCCGGUUAAAGGUUGCCAGGAUGCGACAGUAUAGUCGUGCAGGCGUUCAGCCAUCAUAUUCACCAGUUCGCUUCCUUUUCUUGGGACCAGACUGUCUUAAUAUCUUUCUUUCCUUUUCUUUUCAUUUUGACACCCUUUCUGAUCGCUGGGUGUUUGCAAUCGUUCGCGCGGCAAACCACAUCUAUCGCGAACGAGCAGGUGGCAGUAAACGCACAGCAGAUCCUGGCGUAGGCUCUCGCAGUAUGUGUGACAGGAAUCAUUAGUGGUAAAUUGGGGUUAGCGGUAAAGAAUGAUUGCUGUGGCAUGGUUAUGGCCGCCUUCGGUGGAUUAGGAGACGAUUGGGCUGGUCGCUUGAUAAGCCACGUUUAGUGACAGCUCGCACGGUUAUACAAGCAGUGGAUUCACCGUGUGCUUACUGCGAGUUCAACAUAUAAAGGUGACUCAGUUUUCCACAUGACUCAUCCAUGCUGCUUUCGUAAAGAUAGCAGACGAACAGCUCUUGCAAUGCAAUCCAAUGGAAAUGUUCGUGUUGAGGGACUUGGGAUGCGUUCGUAUACAAGGCGGCAGCAGUCUUGUUUAUCGAACAAAAUUUUAUUCGUGGGAACAGUGCGCGAAAAUGACAUUACAAUAUCAUAUUAUGCCCCCAAAUGUGCGAAAUAUACUCUGAGGUUUUUUUCCUUCGUUGGAGCGGCUGCUCGCUUACUCAGGCCGACCAGGUCGCCAGUCCCGAGUCAUUGCGCGUUCCGAGAAUGGGAUUACUCCUAUCUGCGUUAGCUGCGCGUUAUUCAAGUUCGCUUUGCUAAAUUUCAUCAAGGCAUUCACUCAUAUUAAAGCGCGCACAGGCUUGCGACAUUAUCUUGCAUUUCGUGCUUUAAUGUUGCUUCUUUUCUUGUUACGCCUACCUACACUGGUGCUCGCGAAAAAAUCUUACCUACGCUCACUAAAGAGCAGAAAAAAAAACCCUGCGGCAAGUGCGUUAGGCUUGCGCAAAUAUUGACUCUCCGUUGAACCCUUAUAUAAUCAGUCACAAAUGUAAUCAUUGCUCUUUCGAAGCGUGUUUCAGUAGGUUCACCGUCGUUAAGACUGUGUGCUGAACAAAUCCUAAUGUAAGUCCCUAUAUCUUUUCCCGCUGCGACUUCUCCCAUAUGUAGUGGCGGAUUCUGUGCAGCUACUGUGCUGAUUACACCUUAAUUGCACGAUCUAACCACAAAGAUCAUCUCUGUUUUGUCCUUUGACUAAGGAUUUGAAGGUGUUUCUUUCGUCGAAUAUCUCAAUUUAACGGGCACCCCAGACAGUGCCAAGCAGUGGUAAUGAUGACAUACUUAAGAGAGGCUGCAAGAAUUUUAAAGAAGAGAUUUCUCAAUGUUCUUUGUUGGGAAUAGGUUUUGAGACAUUUGGAAAAUUAGAAAUCAUUUCUUGUAUGUAAGUGCCAAAAAACGUUACACCCGAUAACUUGCAGCGUAAUUUUCUAUGUUCAGUCCUAAUAAUUGUGGAAUGUGAGUAACGGAAAAAAAAAUCAUAUCCGGUGUUAUUGUCUACUGUUAUUUCGUUCCUUGUGCUGUUUGCUGUGCAACCUGCAAAAAAGAAGGAUUGUUCAAAAUGAUGUCGCCAUUAAUAGACACACAAAUAGGUUUCAUGUCAUCGAAAACAACCUCAAAAUGUCAUUUGAGUGGCCCUGAAUGGAGUGAAAUAAAAAUGGUAACGACAUA
Molecule: messenger RNA, 9360 nt
Organism: Dermacentor albipictus
Lineage: Eukaryota; Metazoa; Arthropoda; Arachnida; Ixodida; Ixodidae
Product: band 7 protein AGAP004871-like
Cellular component (GO): plasma membrane
Source: RefSeq, a predicted model, not a curated record